AUGGCAGCCAAAAUAAUAUUCUUCCUCCUCCCGCCCACCUUCUUCCUCAUUUCUGCCAUUGCAACCUCUAGCACUCCUCCAUUGUCUUCUACAGCGGCAGUCCCAAACCCCGAGCUGAUCGUUGAGGAACACCGUAAAUUUCAUUACAAUGGUAAUUCCCUUAUCGACUCUAACAGGAGCAUCAACGCCUCUCGUCGACAGCUAGGCUAUCUCUCCUGCAGCACCGGCAACCCAAUUGAUGAUUGUUGGCGCUGUGACCCCAACUGGGAAACCAACCGCCAAGGGCUUGCCGACUGCGCAAUAGGCUUCGGUCGCAAUGCCCUCGGUGGCAAAGGCGGCGCCACCUAUGUCGUAACUGAUAGCGGCGAUGACGAUCCCGUGACCCCCAAACCCGGAACCCCCCGCUACGGCGUCAUCCAAGACAAGCCCCUCUGGAUCGUGUUUGAACGGGACAUGGUUAUCCAGCUCAAGGAAGAACUCAUGAUGAACUCCUACAAAACCCUCGACGGCCGCGGCGUCAGCGUCCACAUUGCCGGCGGUCCCUGCAUCACCGUCCAAUAUGUAAGCCAUAUUAUCAUUCAUGGCCUAAACAUACACGAUUGUAAGCAGGGGGGGAAUGCUUAUGUGCGAGACUCCCCUGGACAUUAUGGAUGGCGAACACUGUCGGAUGGCGACGGCGUCUCCAUAUUUGGCGGAAGCCAUGUUUGGGUUGAUCAUUGUUCGCUGUCAAAUUGCCGAGAUGGGCUUGUCGACGCCAUUCGUGGGUCGACGGCAAUCACCAUUUCGAACAAUUAUAUGACUCAUCAUGAUAAGGUGAUGCUGCUCGGACAUAGCGAUGAGAUGGUGGAGGAUAAGAACAUGCAGGUUACUAUUGGAUUUAACCAUUUUGGUGAAGGAUUGGUUCAGAGGAUGCCAAGGUGCAGGCUUGGAUAUUUUCAUGUGGUGAACAAUGACUAUACGCACUGGGAAAUGUACGCGAUCGGAGGAAGCGCGGCGCCGACGAUUAACAGCCAGGGAAAUAGGUUCCUCGCCCCUGACAACCGUUUCAGCAAGGAGGUGACGAAGCGAGAGGACGCACCAACAAGCCAGUGGAAGAACUGGAACUGGAGGUCAGAAGGUGAUUUAAUGUUGAAUGGCGCCUUCUUCACCACGUCGGGCGCGGGAGCCUCGUCGAGCUAUGCCAAGGCGUCGAGUUUGGGAGCUAGAUCUUCCUCUCUUGUUGGGGUCAUAACCAGUUCGGCCGGUGCUCUGAUCUGCAAGAAGGGCCGGAGCUGCUAAUCAUUACCUGAAUUUCUACAUGUUUAUGUAAAUUUAAAGGUCUCAGCUAAUCGCUAGAGAUAUAAAUAUAUGCGUCAAUGAA
Messenger RNA from Dendrobium catenatum, 1360 nucleotides. RefSeq names its product probable pectate lyase 18. Gene Ontology annotation, molecular function: pectate lyase activity. Lineage: Eukaryota; Viridiplantae; Streptophyta; Magnoliopsida; Asparagales; Orchidaceae. The record is from RefSeq and is a predicted model, not a curated record. Bases 1 to 1278 code for a protein of 425 amino acids. The transcript has 4 exons.